AUGGCUUCAUUGCUUGAUCUACCACCAGAGAUACUUUGGCAUAUCAUUUCAUCCUUUAAUCACAAUGACUUGUCUAUCGUGCGACUUUCAUGUAAAAAGCUACGACAUUUUUGUGAUCAUCCAUCUCAUUGGCGUACGCUAUCACUAAAACCUUCACCAACAACAACGAGCAACAAGGGUGGAGAAAACAGCAUGGAUCUAUGGCAGCUUCACGAAUUGGAACGGUUGAUUGGACCUCAUGUCGCUCACAUCCAAACAAUCCAAAUUUGGGGUGUACGUGAUCACAUUGUGCGGUAUUUGUUGACACAUUGCACACAAUUAUUGGAUCUUACUGUGUGUGGGUGGACAACGCUCUCAAAUCACGCCUUCAAUCCCAAAAAGAUGAUGCGUUUACGUCGCUUGGAGCUUAUUGGUGCUGUUCAACAACCAAAUUAUGCGGGCGUCGAUGCUCGUGUACUCUGCCAGCUCUUACGCCAAUGCCCUGAUUUGCAAUCAUUAGCUUUGGGAUGUCAGAUCCAUAUUCAUGCACGCACUUUACUCAAGGAACUAAAGAAAGCAUCAACGUCAUCAUCAUCACCCCCACCGGCACAAAAGCUUACAUCAUUAACCCUUGCCACAAGACGCACGUGGUCGCAAAGGCAUGUUGCCGAGUUGAUGGAAAGAUGUCCUGCAUUGGAACGAGUGUAUCUAUUACCAGCAGCAGCCAAGGGAUUUGAUUUGAAAAAGGAUCAUCAAGAGCAAUGGUCUAUGACCGAAAAGCGACAGGUAGCUGUGGAACCUUCAUCGGAUAGCGAGGACGACCAUGAUGCAGACCUGGCAAUGGAUAUGGUUGUUUUACGAUCCAGCCUUCAAACCUCCCCACGAGUAGCUUAG
Lichtheimia ornata is the source of this 873-nucleotide messenger RNA. RefSeq lists its product as uncharacterized. The record is from RefSeq and is a predicted model, not a curated record. Gene Ontology annotation, molecular function: protein binding. NCBI's taxonomy places the organism in Eukaryota, Fungi, Mucoromycota, Mucoromycetes, Mucorales, Lichtheimiaceae. The transcript has a single exon. Bases 1 to 873 code for a protein of 290 amino acids.